Drosophila virilis is the source of this 5421-nucleotide messenger RNA. Its product is annotated as golgin subfamily A member 6-like protein 22. NCBI's taxonomy places the organism in Eukaryota, Metazoa, Arthropoda, Insecta, Diptera, Drosophilidae. The record is from RefSeq and is a predicted model, not a curated record.
GCUGUUGCUCAUAUUUGUCCAGUGUUUGUCAUCGCUUGGAGCAAUCGCAAUUGGAAUCGCAGUUCCAGUUCCAGUUCAGCUGUCAGCCAGUGCAAAGCGACGGACGCACAGUUGCACAGUGUAUGUUGCGACACUGAAAAAAGCGAUAAAAACGAUUUGUUUAUAAACGAAACAACGAACAGCAAGAAUUGCCAGAUAGACAACAAAACGAUGGACAUGCAUUUAAAUGAAUUAUAAGAAAAAUUAAAGCUACACAUAUAUUUAUCUAUGUGUGUGUGUGUGUGUGUGUGUCUAAGCAGCGCGACAACGAAACAAAUUGACGAAAAUGUUUAAUUUGCUGCGACGCACGCGUCAGAGGAAAGCGCCCAAAAACAAAAACUACGAUGUAAGCGACGAAGAGGAGGCAACGGCAGCGGCAACGGCAACGAAAAUAACAACAACAGCAACAACAACCGCGAGUGCUGCUGACAGGAGCCCUCAGCUAGAGAGCAAAAAUGGCGCUGAGAUCCGUUGCUUAUUCAGCGCUGCGGAGAGAGACACUGAGCGCCAAAGAGAAAGCGCACAAUUGAGCACAAUGUGUCUGCGGCCGCCAGCACGACGCGCCGUGAUCGAAGAGUUGGAGGACUUUGGCAGCGACGUCGAGGAGCCCGACGAAGAGCGGCCAAGUGUAAAUAUAGCCAAAACAGCUGCGCCGACAGCAGCUAAGGCAGCUACAGCAGCUACAUCAUCUAAUGGCCAUUCAGCGAUCUCUUGGCGCUCCGACAAUUUGAAUAUAAAUAACACGGGCGCAGGCGAUGGGGCGACAACGGCGAGGACAACGACAGUUGUUGUUGAUCGAAAUGUUGCUGCUGGGCAUGCCACGGCGGCCAGUCCAAACGAGUCAGCCAGCGUGAGCGCAAAGGCAGACAACGUCGACGGUCAGCCAAUUGGCAGUAGCAUUAGCCAAACGAAUCGCGACAAUAACGGGCCAAUUAUCGAUGGCACACCAAAUGCUGCUGGCACGGUAAUUAAUGCUGCGGAUACGGUUAAAUAUCGUAGCCAAUCGAAGCAAUCGAAGAACGAACAGAAACGACAAUCGCGCCUAUCGCUAGGCAGCCUGGCAACGUUGCAUUUAAGUGGCAACAGGGACUGUGCAGUUGACAGUGCCACAGCAGAGUCUGUGCCCAAGAAGCGCAAACCGUUGCAAAAGAGUCGCGAGUUUCUCACUGAUAUUUUCAUGGCGCGUGGACGUAAUCAUCAGCGCCAGCAGCGACAGCAACAGCAGCAGCAGCAGCAGCAGCAGCAACAACAACAGUUUAAAUCCAAAACAGCUAACGACAUCGACGUAAUCGCCAUUGGGCAGGCGCUGGCAGCGGCAGCGGCAGACGCACACCUUGAAACGAACUCCGACCCCGCGACCGCGUCCACAAAUAGUUAUCAAAUGACUGUGUCUAAUAAUAGCACGCAGAAGCGGCAGAGCGCGGGCAAAGAGCGUGAGCGCGAACACGAACGAGAGCGGAGCAACAGCGGCAGCAACAGCAGUAAUUCAGCUGGACAGGAGCAGCAGCAGCAGCAGCAGCAGAAGCCAAAAGAGAGUUGCCAGCUGGCGAGAGACGAGCGACAAGAUGCGCAUAGAGCAGCGAGUGCCGAUUUUAUUCAAGCGGCAAACGUCGAGCUGUGCACUGUCGCGGAAGAUCAGCAAGGCGCUGCAACACUGCAACGCGGCAGCAGCAGCAAUAACAACAGCAACAACAACAGCAGCAGCAGCAACAACAACAACAACAACAACAACACAAGUGACAUAAUGGGCCAAACAAGCGCCAAGCCCAACGAAUGCACGCAAUCGGCGCAUAGCUCACGCGCCAGCACGCCGCGUGAGUUUCGUGAGUCGUUCGUGAGCGAGACACAAGGCGUACCGGUGGCGCCACCGCGUCAGCAUCAACAACAUAAGCAGCAGCCGCAGCAGGAGCUGCCCACAAUAACAGUCGAGGACUGCAGCUUUGAGCAGAGUCCCAGCCAAAGUCCACAGACGGCGGAAGUGUUCUACGAUUUUGAGAGCCCGUCAGGCCACGGCCUCAACAUUGAGGAGCUGAACGAGGCACAUGAGGAGACGUUAGAGGAUGAGGUCUUCGACAUACCCACUACCAUUUAUCAGCAGGCGAAUGGCGUGCCCCGGCCCUGGACACGCUUGACCAAUGUCAAGCUGGAGAAUGUGCAGGAGGAGGCCGAAGAGGAGGAGGAUGAUCCGCAAGCAGAGCCCGAGCCCGAGGAUGAUGAGCUCGACGAGGCGCUUGACUUGGAUGGCAUCGAUGAGCAUGGGCGUGCCACGCCCAACGGCUCACGUCAAUCGGCCAGCAGCGAACGCAGCGCGCUAAAAAGCGAUUCCAAUUUAAGCAGCAGCUAUGCAGACUCGGGCAUAGGCAUGGGCAUGGGCUUGCCACAGCAGCAGGGUGAGCGACAGCAGCCGGCACAGCAGCCGCCGCUGCCGUCGCGCAGCGCAUCAACGUUGCCGCUGCGCACGCCCUUCGUGCGAGACGGCAACUCAACGUCAACCGACUGCGACUGCGAGGAGCUGCUGCUGCAGUGCGACGAACUCGAUGAUGAGCAGCAUUUCGAUGAGCGUUUGGUGUGCAUCGAGAGCAUUAGCCUGCCCGAUGUGGUUGUCGAGUCAACGACCGCCACAACGUCCACAAAUGGCAGCAGUGGCAACAGCGGCGGCAACGGCAGCUGCAGCAGCAGCAGCAGCAGCAGCGGCGCUGGUGCUGGCAGCCAUGAUGGCCAUCUGAAUAUCAAUAUUGCCAAUGGCGCCGGUGGCAAUAGCCUCGGCAAUGUGCAUUUCAUACCCAUACAUAUCGAGGGCUGCGGCUCUGGUGCGGCUGCUGCACGCAGUCGCAGCAACAGUCCCAAGCAGCGCAGUCUGGACGAUAGCUGCAUAGGACGCAAUAUGCCGCCCAGCGUUGAGAUCGUCGAGGAUGGCAGCGUGCUCAAUAAUCAGGAGGCGCUGCAGAGCGGACGCGAAACACUCGAGCUCAAAAAAGAACUCAAGCUACAAAAGGCGCGCUUCAGCAGUCAGCUGGAUGAUGCACACAAAAAUGUUCAAAAUCUGGAGGCCAAGGUGAGUGCUAUGCAGUUGAAGAUACAAAAUCUGGAGCAGGAGCUAUCGCUAAAGCAAUGGAAUGUGGACAGACUACAAGGCGAACUAACGGCGGCGCAAAAGGAUGAUGAAUAUGUGCGCAAAAAGCUGAAACUGCUCGAGGAUGAAAAGAUACAUCUGCGGCACAAAUACAGCGACGAUGAGGACGAAUUUCGACGCAAAUAUAACGGUCUGGAGGCCCAGUACAACGAACUAACCGAAAAGUACAAACAGACACAGACUCUGGCGAGCAGCCUUCAAACGCAAGUGGCGGACGCUCAGGUUGAGGUGGAGCAGUGGCGCAAUGAGGCGGAUAAAAUACGUCAAGAGCUGGAGGAACAAAUACGCAUACUGAGAAAUGCACUCGAGAAUUCCGAGGCGGAGCGCAAAAUCUGCGAGGAUAAGUGGCAAAAGGAGUUCGAGAUGCUCCGAACACACAACAGAGAACGCGAGGAGACCUUGAUGUCGGACUGCGAAUGGCAGAUGCGGCAAAUGCAGCGUCAGUGCAAGGAUAAACUGGACAAAUCCAAUUACGAACGCAAACAGGCAACGGCCAAGGCCGAGGAACUGGAACUGGAGCUGCAAUCACGUCGCAAAGAGGCGGAAAGUUUGCGCAUUUGCCAGGCACAGGUGAAGUCGCUGAGCGGCGUAGUAAGCGAACAGGAGCGCUCCAUACAAACACUCAUGGAGCGCAUCGAGAAUCUGAAAGGUGAACUGGAGACGGCCAAUGACAAUCUGGAGACACAGAUCGAAGCUGUGCGCAAAAUAAAGUAUCAGUGUGAUAACGCCAUUUAUGAUAAGGAGCGUCAAAUGAUCUAUCGCAUCGAUGAGGUGCGCAACGAAGCUGCCGCCUUUUGGGAGAAUAAACUUUACACAGAGAUGACAAGACUGACAAAUGAACUGGAAUCUGUUUAUGUGGAUGAGCGACGCGAUGCCUUGGACAAGCUGCAGGCGGAGCACAUUGAGGAGCUGCGUGCGCUAACCAAUCGCUACACAGCCAAUGAGGAUGAGCUGCGUGCAGAGAUCGAUGAGCUGACCGAGAAUCUGGAGCUGAAAAAACAAGACUUUCUGGCGCUGCGCGAACGCUCCGACAAUGCGCUGCUGCAGACGCGUAUGCAUCUGGAUCGUGCGGAUCGCGAGUAUCAGAAUGCCAUGUGCCGGGAGGAGGAUCGACGCGUCGAGCUCGAGGAGAAGCUGCGCAAGGAGUUCGAAAUCGAAAAGCAGGAAAUGGAAGAGAAAUUCCGUGAACGUUUGGGUCAAGUCAAGGAGGAGUUCGCCAAGGAGCUGCAGCUGUCCACACAGGAUCUGCACGAAACGCACCGCAAGGAGUUAGAAACCCAGAAGGCCAAGCUUCAAAGCGAAAAGGAUGAAGCACUGCAGCAGCUGGUCGAGCGACAUCGCGCCAAAAUGGCCGCUGCCGAGGAACGAAUGAACGAUGUAGAGCUUCGGCAUCAGCGCAAUCUCAAGGACUUGAAGGCGGCCUACGAUGCCGAGAAGGCGGCGCUGGACAAACGCGACAUUAGCAAUGCCAACGAGAUCGAGCAACUGCAUCGCAAAUGUCGCUGCCUGACAAAUCUUUUCGAGGAGAUGCGCAUGCGCUAUGAAAGACGUGAUCCACGCGCUGAGGACCUGCGCGAGAUCUCGGAGCUGCGUACGCGCUGUGAUAGUCAGGAGCGGGAUCUGUUUGUGCUCACCGACAGGCUGCGCGAAAUGCAAAACCAAAUGUCCGAGCUGCAGCAGAAUGGCGAGGCGGCGUCGCGUGGCAAGGCAUUGAAGAAGCCGCCGCCCAAAACGCUACCCACCAGCUGUGAUGUCAUCUACGAGGAGAACGAGGAGCGUGAAUCGCCCGAGCAUGAGACGGGCAGCUCCUCCAGCCAGGACGAUGCCGAACAGGAUGAACAGCAACUGGAGGAGGAGGAGGGCGAACAGGAGCCCAGCGACACCGAAUCGAAUCACACGAUUGAAAUCAAUGCCAAAUGCAACGAUCGCAUUAACGAGGACGAUGCCCACAUGAUCUCAGCCGUCUGAUCCGCUCAACUACGAUCUUCCGCUUCGACUUAAAGCCAAGCAAAAGUCCCAGCAACUGAGGCGCCGUCGAGCUGAGCCGAAUUGCUGCCAGCGACGAGUGUCCUUCACUCACUAACCACACGCUGCACAGCCGAUCCUUGGGCUAGAGAUGCCCUUUUAUAUGCACUACUGACAGUUUUCAGAAAACAUGCACAUGCACCCACAAUUAAGCACAUAAAAAUUGUAAAAUAAAUUAAAUCUAAUUGGUUUAUGAAACCGCUGUUAAAAAAAAAAAAAAAAAA